Messenger RNA from Zophobas morio, 2759 nucleotides. RefSeq names its product sodium/hydrogen exchanger 7 (gene Nhe3). Gene Ontology annotation, molecular function: sodium:proton antiporter activity; potassium:proton antiporter activity. Gene Ontology annotation, biological process: proton transmembrane transport; regulation of intracellular pH; potassium ion transmembrane transport. Gene Ontology annotation, cellular component: recycling endosome; plasma membrane. The record is from RefSeq and is a predicted model, not a curated record. The transcript is spliced from 13 exons. Bases 177 to 2144 code for a protein of 655 amino acids. NCBI's taxonomy places the organism in Eukaryota, Metazoa, Arthropoda, Insecta, Coleoptera, Tenebrionidae.
UUAGAUACAGCUUUGGGACUACCAAAAUAAACAAGUUCCAGAUCAUUCGUGUUGCGCUGCCAACAUUAUCAUAAUAUUACCAUUAUGACAAAUAGAUUUAAAAAGGUUGAUACGCGAUUAUAAGUAGUAGAAUAGUUUUGAUAUUUAUUUACCCGAAUCUAAAUCGUGUGUACACAAUGUCUAAAAGUGUGGUUGUGCUCGUGUCGUUUUUGCUGUGUUACGCUGUGCUACACUGUGAUGGGGCCGCAUCUGAUAUACAACUGGAUGCAAAGGCUCAAUCCACACACCGCAUAGAUAGCCUGAAUUUACUUUCCUAUACUUUUCUUCUAAUUUUAACGGUACUUACCAUAUGGUUAUUCAAACAUCGUAGAGUUAGUUUCCUUCAUGAGACUGGACUGGCUGUUAUCUAUGGAUUGAUCGUGGGGGCUAUCAUUCGCUACUCUGGGAGCCCUUCCCAUGUACUCAACAUGCAGGUUUUCGCAAACGACCCUAAAUACAACUCCAGCUUGCCCCCCGACACCGUGUCGUUGCACUUCCCCGUCAAGGGACCCUAUGUGAAAACCAACAAGACUUUCCAGUACACGUUCAGGGGCGAAAUCGCCGACCCGGUCGAGAACGAGAUAGAUUUGAAGGCCACGUUCGACCCGGAGAUUUUCUUCAACAUUAUUCUUCCCCCUAUUAUUUUCCACGCGGGAUACUCUCUGAAAAGGAAAUAUUUCUUUCGUAAUUUGGGCGCAAUACUAACAUUUGCAAUAAUUGGUACGACCAUAUCGUCCUUUAUUGUAGGAGCACUGAUGUAUGGCUUUGUUCAACUGAUGCCUGCAAAAUUAGCCAGCAGUAUCACAUUUCUGGAUACUCUCUACUUUGGAGCCCUCAUUUCUUCUACUGACCCACUGACAAUCCUCGCUAUUUUUAAUGAUCUACAUGUAGAUGUUAAUCUGUAUGCCUUAGUUUUUGGCGAGAGCGUCCUGAAUGAUGCUGUUGCCAUCGUCCUAAGUGGUUCGAUUCAAAACUAUGAAGAACGGUACCAAUCGCGUUCUGGUGGGUUCGAAACUAAAGCAUUUUUCAGAGCCGUUGGAGAUUUCUUUGGAAUAUUUAUGCUAUCGUUGCUUAUUGGGGCAGUGAUGGGGUGUGUGACGGCUUUGAUAUCCAAAUUUACAAGGGUGCGUGAUUUCCCUCUUCUAGAGUCUGCUCUUUUCGUGCUAAUGUCUUACAGUACAUUUUUGAUAGCGGAAGCGUCGGAACUUACAGGAGUGGUCGCUGUUUUGUUCUGUGGCAUUUGCCAAGCUCAUUACACUUAUAAUAACCUUUCUGAUGAUACUAGAGUUCGUACCAAGCAGAUGUUUGAAUUAUUAAACUUUCUCGCUGAAAAUUUUAUCUUCUCAUAUAUAGGAGUCUCAAUGUUUACUUUCCCGAAGCAUCAUUUUGAUCCACUUUUCAUUUUGACCGGAUUUACGUGUGCCGCUAUUGGUAGAGCUGCUAACAUUUACCCCCUCUCUUUCUUACUCAAUUUGGGUCGAAAACCCAAAAUUCCCGCCAAUUUCCAACACAUGCUCUUCUUCGCGGGUCUUCGAGGAGCUAUGUCUUUUGCGUUGGCAAUAAGGAAUACGAUGUCUGAAGCACGGCAAGCCAUGUUAACUACGACUUCUUUAAUUGUGAUAAUUACUGUAAUUAUUCAAGGGGGUGCAACUAUGAAUUUGUUGCAGUGGUUCCAAAUUCCGGUCGGUAUCGAUGAAGAAACGGAGGCUCUAUCUCAUCAAGGACACAACGUUUACAAUUCCAUGGAGAAUAUGUCAGGGGGAAAUACCACACCAAGGGGCGACUGGAAUGAGAUAUCAGAGCCGGACUUGACACGGUUGAACGAAAAAGCCUUCUUAGCAAGAAUUUGGGGAUCUUUUGAUACACGUUACAUGAAGCCUUUACUUACGCAUUCACGACCGACUCUUCUUGAAACUUUACCCGUUUGCUGUAAUCCUAUUGCAAGAUUACUUACUACAACUGAGCAGAUGACUCAGGAAGGACAGAACAAGCCAAAUAGAGAUUCAGAUUCUGAUCUUUGUAUAGAAGAAAAUGAUUUUACUAAUAGUGAUCUAAGGGCAAGUUCUCAUAGACCAAUCCAUUCUAUUAGCGGACAUCAAGUUUAAUUUUUUUUAACUGUAAUUUCCUCUCGAUCAUAUAAAGUUGUUGUGAAUUAAGUCUAGUCAUCGAGUUAUUUACUAUGAGCUUUAACAUCGUGCACUGUAUUGUUUGUACACUUCGUACAAAGCGCUACUUCUCAGUAUCAGAUGUAUUGCUAACCUCGACACUGAAAAUCAUGACGCUGCUUUUUUCCUAAUGUGUGGUUUUCUAAGUUGUGUGCAGUAUUUUUAUUAGAAUUGUGUAUUGAUAAGAAGUCAGUAUUAUUAAUUCUAGAUUAUUCGAUCGUUUAUAGGUUGCAAUUAAGACGCAAUAUUUAUUUAUAUGGGUACCGUUGCGUUUACAAAUAGUAUUUUACCAAAUAGUUUAUGCAAUAACUUAGUUAUUAAUUAAACCUUGUUUUUAUUUAUUACUCUGUUUUAAUCUUAACAUCGAUUUGCCCAUAUAGUUGCUGUAUUCAGACGCUAAAUAUGACGUGUUUCAAUCACUUGUUUUGUUUUAUUGCAUGCACUUUGCUAAAUAUUACCAUUAUAUUAUGGCUGUGAAGUAUGAUUUUUACUGAUUGUAAAUUAGUACUUAAAAUUGUUAACACAUAAUCAUUAAUAAAUUAUUGUCCAACAUAA